This is a messenger RNA of Vanrija pseudolonga, 1310 nucleotides long. RefSeq names its product Putative band 7 family protein. The transcript is spliced from 8 exons. NCBI's taxonomy places the organism in Eukaryota, Fungi, Basidiomycota, Tremellomycetes, Trichosporonales, Trichosporonaceae. The coding region runs from base 61 to 1173 and encodes 370 amino acids. The record is from RefSeq and is a predicted model, not a curated record. Gene Ontology annotation, cellular component: plasma membrane.
CCCGCACAGCAACCCCGACUUUCAUUUUUGAACACCUACCACUCAGACUGUAUCGUCACGAUGUCUCAGAACGACUACAAGACCGCAAGCUCGAUUCCGCCGCAAGCAAGGUUCCACGAUGAUGAGGAGCUUCACCGCUACGUCACGGAUGAGAUGCCGCGCACCGCCAAGAUGUCCUCCUCGACUGCUGGGGGUGUUCCUCCCAGCCAGGCUGCCCUCAUGACUGUGCAGCCUCUUAGGAAGAAUGACAUGCAGCCCUCGUACGCGCAGGACCUCGGCAGCGGAUCCGUAACGCACGGUUUCUACGGUUCCAUGAUCUCAGGUCUCGGCUCGUGCAUCGGUGUCCUUGGCCAGUUCCCAUGCUGCCCUCUCCCCAACCCCUACAAGAGUGUCAAGCAGGGUCAGGUCGGCCUUAUCAGCCGCUUCGGCCAGUUCUACAAGUCGGUUGACCCUGGUCUUGUCCAGGUCAACGUCUGCUCCGAGUCGAUGACGGUCGUCGAUGUCAAGAUUCAGCUCACCACCGUGCCCCGCCAGACGGUUCAGACCAAGGACAAUGUUUCGGUCGAGGUCGACUCGGUUAUCUCGUGGCACGUUGUGUCCCCGUACCGUGCCGCUUUCGGUAUCAACAACCUCUCGUACGCUCUCGUUGAGCGUGCUCAGACCACUCUCCGUCAGGUCGUCGGUGGACGUGUCCUGCAAAGCGUCAUCUCGGACCGUGAAGGCCUUGCCCUCGAGGUUGCCGAGAUCAUCGAGGCCACGGCUGAGAAGUGGGGUGUGUCGAUCGAGUCCAUUCUCCUCAAGGACAUCAACUUCUCGCCCGAGCUCCAGCAGAGCCUGUCGUCGGCGGCCACCCAGAAGCGUAUCGGUGAAUCCAAGGUCAUCGCUGCUCGUGCCGAGGUCGACGCCGCCAAGCUCAUGAGGCAGGCUGCCGACAUUCUUGCUUCUCCUGCUGCCAUGCAGAUUCGUCAGCUUGAGGCUCUCCAGGCCAUGGCCCGUAAUGCCAACUCCAAGGUUGUCUUUGUUCCCAUGAACCUCGGGACCAUGGGCGCCACUGGUAUCGAACAGGUUUCGCAGCAGGUUGCCGCGUCAGCACAGGAUGGUGAAGGCCAUGAGCUGUACUCGCGCAACCCGACGACCCAAGCCGGCCUCCUUACCAGCAUGACUCAGAUCUAAUGUCCUGAAACAGGAUUGUGUAACUUCUCUCUGAUCCCAUAAUAGUGACUCGGUGCUUCACCGGCCGGCCGACGUAAUGGCGUCCAUGUAGCUGCCUACUGUAGUGUGUUCUUUAAUGCAACUCGCUCGACGCGCGA